This is a messenger RNA of Saccharomyces paradoxus, 504 nucleotides long. It is a transcript of the gene TVP18, whose product is annotated as Tvp18p. Gene Ontology annotation, biological process: vesicle-mediated transport. The record is from RefSeq and is a predicted model, not a curated record. NCBI's taxonomy places the organism in Eukaryota, Fungi, Ascomycota, Saccharomycetes, Saccharomycetales, Saccharomycetaceae. Bases 1 to 504 code for a protein of 167 amino acids. The transcript has a single exon. Gene Ontology annotation, cellular component: Golgi membrane.
AUGGCUUUAAGUUUAGGACAGUUCAUUAAUGUGAGUGGUAUGGUGAAGGAUUUGAAAAGUUUCAACUUUAGUGUAUAUGGCAGAUGGUUUGGAUAUAUCAACAUAAUCUUGUGUAUUGCCCUCGGGAUAGCGAAUCUGUUCCACGUCAGUGGAGUGAUAGCUUUUGGUAUCAUUAGUAUAAUCCAAGGAUUAGUGAUUCUAUUCAUUGAGAUACCAUUUUUGUUGAAGAUUUGUCCCCUUAGCGAUAAUUUUAUUGAAUUCAUUAAGAAAUUUGAAACAAAUGGAUGGAGGUGUAUUUUCUAUCUGGCAAUGGCAAUAAUCCAAUACGUUUCCAUUGCAGUGAUGGCUACGAGUUUGAUUGUGGUAGCUGUCGGGUUAACGAUAUCGUCAAUCAGUUAUGCAGUGGCAUAUACCAAGCAUCAAGAGUUUCAGAAUACAAACAUCAUCAAAAAUCCUACAGAUGACGAUUUUCCCCACGAGGCUGUUGUCAGGGAAAUGUUGUAA